UCGGUCACUUCACAUCAGACACCACCUUAUUUCUCCUGAGGGAAUUAGUGGGCAAAUAUAAUUACAAGAAAUGAAGAUUAUCGCGCUUAUGGUUUUAAGUUGCGUGCUUUGGGAGGCGAGAGGGUAUCCUUACUACCCAUACUACGGAAACAUGGAUUCAUUGGCAUACGGCGCAAGUGAUACUAGUCGCGGCGGAAUGGUGGUGAGUCGAUACUACAACCCGUAUUACAAUCCUCAUGGUAUGGGCAUGGCAGCUUUCAUGGUCCGGCAACCGGAAGUAACUGGCAAGCAGCAGAUCCAACCUAGUCAGUAUUAUGUCCCGGACAGACGCAGACAAACACCGCCAGAGGGUUUCUUCCCAUCACCCCAAGUAAACGAAGUCUUUUACCCUCCAACCCCAGGAAAACCAAUCGCAAGCACUGAACAAACCGAAAUCGCAGAGGCCACUGAUAGAACAGAAAUACGAACCACAACAGUCAAAGCAAUUACACCGUCUGUACCAGAAUUGGUCGAACCAGAAGUCGAGGAAGUUGAUCAAGAACAGAAAUCAACAAAAAGGGUACCCAAAAACAAGAAAGUGAAACCCAUUCAAGAUGACGAUGAUGAUGAAACUCCAAAGAUGCCGACUGGUGCCUUCUUUCCCAUGUUUUUCGGGUACGGAAGAAACGGUGGAGGCAGUUCUCCUGGAGGUGCGACCGCUAUAGCUAAUGCCUACAGUACGGGUAGAGGAGGUGUGGCUACCAGUCAUGCGACGGCGUAUGGCAUGCCAACCCCAGAUUUCAAACAUUACCACCAACAAAAGAAUAUGUAAAUAUUUAUAAGUGAGUUUAAAUAAAUAAAUCUGUAUGCAGCUCAUAACAGUCUCCACAGAACAAGCAUUUACAAGAAUUUAAAUACAUAAAGAGUUCAAGAAGGAGUAAUCAAUUGGGACUCCCCAAACCAAAAUUAGUAAUGUACAAAAACAGCCCAUAUUAUCGAGCAAUAAAAAUAUACAAUAAAAUACCGCCUGACGUAGAAAACGAAGUAAAUGAUAACUUCUCCUUUAAAAAUUUAAGGAAUAAAAGCUAUUAUACAAUUGAAGACUACAUAAUUAAUUAAAAAUAUAAAAAUAUUUUAACGAUUACACUCCAAAUGAAGACAGUUAAUGAAACUAUAAAUGACUUAAUAAUUAAUUGAUAAUGAGUUUAUAUGCAUGUAAUUUUUUUCGAAUUUCGAAAAAACCU
Hyposmocoma kahamanoa is the source of this 1223-nucleotide messenger RNA. RefSeq lists its product as uncharacterized. The record is from RefSeq and is a predicted model, not a curated record. NCBI's taxonomy places the organism in Eukaryota, Metazoa, Arthropoda, Insecta, Lepidoptera, Cosmopterigidae. Bases 71 to 811 code for a protein of 246 amino acids. The transcript is spliced from 2 exons.